CGUUGCUAGUACUUGUCGAAUUUAUCAAGAUUAUUUCAAUGUAGUGAUAAAAUAUAUUCAUAGUUUUACUAGGACUAUUAAAUAUGUUUAAAUAAGUGCAAUAAAAAAGAGCUCCAUUCAUGACGCCCACGAAGACGGUUGAAGUAGAAAUGGUGGUGAUACGGAACAGAAAAACUGUUAUGAAAGACGGGAUCAUGACAAUGUCGGGUAUCGGUGAGCCUUCCGUUUUCCACGCUUUGGUGGUGAUCUUCUUGGAGUUUUUCGCGUGGGGCCUGCUCACGAUGCCGAUAAUGACCGUGUUGAACCAGACGUUCCCGGAGCACACGUUCCUGAUGAACGGCCUGAUAAUGGGCAUCAAGGGGAUCUUGUCGUUUCUGUCCGCGCCGCUGAUCGGCGCGCUGUCGGACGUGUGGGGACGCAAGUUCUUCCUGCUGGUGACGGUAUUCUUCACGUGCGUGCCCAUCCCGCUGAUGACGCUCAACACGUGGUGGUUCUUCGCGAUGAUCAGCAUCAGCGGCGUGUUCGCCGUCACCUUCUCCAUCGUGUUCGCGUACGUGGCCGACGUGACGACGGAGGCGGAGCGCUCGCGCGCCUAUGGGCUGGUGUCGGCCACCUUCGCGGCCAGUAUGGUGAUCUCACCCGCGCUGGGCACGUACCUCAUGCACACGUACAGCGAGUCGCUGGUGGUGGCUGCCGCCACCGCCGUCGCGGUGCUCGACGUGUUCUUCAUUAUGGUCGCCGUGCCGGAGAGCCUUCCCGAGAAGGUGCGGCCCAGUGGCUGGGGCGCGAGCAUCAGCUGGGAACAGGCGGACCCGUUCGCCGCGCUGCGCAAGGUCGGCGCCGAGCGUACGGUGCUCAUGUUGUGCGUGGCGGUGUUUCUGUCUUACCUGCCCGAGGCGGGGCAAUACUCGUGCAUAUUCAUGUACUUGAAACUAGUGAUGGGCUUUGGGAUGGCGCAAGUGGCGAUAUUCAUCGCGAUUGUGGGUGUGCUCAGUAUUGCAGUGCAAGUUGUGCUCGGUUUCCUCAUGCGCUCUCUGGGUGCCAAGCACACGAUUAUGCUGGGACUGUUGUUUGAGAUGAUGCAGCUCAUGUGGUAUGGAUUUGGUAGCCGCACGUGGAUGAUGUGGGCUGCCGGAGUGCUGGCCGCUCUGGGCUCUGUCACAUACCCAGCCAUCAGUGCAUAUGUGUCAGUCAACAGUCGUGCAGACAGACAAGGUGUUGUACAAGGCAUGGUGACAGGUGUGCGAGGCCUGUGUAACGGGUUGGGCCCUGCAAUGUUUGGAGUCAUUUUCUCACUGUUUCACGUUGACCUUAACGAGGAGCAUGCAGCUUCUGGUAUUGGCCGGCCAGAUGAAGAGAAGUAUGCCAGGCUAGUGCCAGGACCGCCCUUUGUAUUGGGUGCAUUGUUAGUGAUUUGUGCACUGCUGGUAGCUGCAUUUUUGCCUGAGGAUGGAACGGUGGGCGCGCGGCGAUCAUCUCCCGACCUGCGAUUCGAGAUUGAGCGCGGGCGGCGUGUGGCUGGCCCCCUGUCUCCGCUCAUGGCGCCCGAGUCUGCAGCCCUCUAGCAAGCGGCCAAGGCCGGACGAGCGGCCAGUGUGUAGACAGGCGAGCGGCGCGCCGAUUGGGCGCCAAGGAGAUUGCAUUUAGAAGGUACCAAAGUGAACUCUGUGAAUAAAGUGAGUCCAUGAUUCUAUUGCACUGACUACAUUCCUGCUACCAUCUGUUUAUUUUUGCUUAAUGCCCCUCACACCUAACUUUUGUUUAUAACGCAAUCAUCACAUUGUUUUGGUUGGCUCUUAUUCCAGUAUUGUUGCUAAAAAAUCUAUAUUUUAGUCAAUAGUGGAUGCCAAUUCAAAUUUAUCAAGAUUGCCCUCAAAGUUAUGUGCUAGGGCUGCUGAUACUUGUUCAUGUUUUUAAACUCUAUACUUAUUUUUCUAAUAGUUUCUGAUGGCUCUUGAGGGCAUGUACAUAUUUAUUAAAAUAAAAUUGUAAGAUCA
Pararge aegeria (speckled wood butterfly) is the source of this 1997-nucleotide messenger RNA. Its product is annotated as hippocampus abundant transcript 1 protein. Gene Ontology annotation, cellular component: membrane. The transcript has a single exon. NCBI's taxonomy places the organism in Eukaryota, Metazoa, Arthropoda, Insecta, Lepidoptera, Nymphalidae. The record is from RefSeq and is a predicted model, not a curated record. The coding region runs from base 120 to 1565 and encodes 481 amino acids. Gene Ontology annotation, biological process: transmembrane transport. Gene Ontology annotation, molecular function: transmembrane transporter activity.